Neoarius graeffei (lesser salmon catfish) is the source of this 2633-nucleotide messenger RNA. RefSeq names its product amine oxidase copper containing 1 (gene aoc1). The coding region runs from base 159 to 2384 and encodes 741 amino acids. The transcript is spliced from 5 exons. The record is from RefSeq and is a predicted model, not a curated record. NCBI's taxonomy places the organism in Eukaryota, Metazoa, Chordata, Actinopteri, Siluriformes, Ariidae. Gene Ontology annotation, cellular component: plasma membrane. Gene Ontology annotation, biological process: amine metabolic process; response to antibiotic. Gene Ontology annotation, molecular function: quinone binding; primary methylamine oxidase activity; copper ion binding.
AGGAGUUAAUUUUAUAUCCCACUCGUAAUCAAAUAGGACUGUCGGGGAAAGAUUAUAUCUGCUCAGGCUGGACUGAAUAAAUACAUUUGCGCUCCGGAGGUCACACAUUGAGAGAACAAAUCUCACAAGAAUUGGAAAUAAGAGCAAUAGGUUUGGAUAUGUGGUUGCCUUUGCUGUUGUUUGCUUCAGUAGUCACUCAGGGUGCUACAUCUAGAGUUCGAGAAUGGGCUCAUCAUGGAUCCUCCAUGUUUGCUGAUCUCUCCCCUCAUGAAAUGAUAGCUGUGAGAACCUAUCUCCAUUCCUGCAGUGAGCUGGGCCUUACUUCAACACAAAGCAAGUCCCUCAAAAAGAACAGCAUCCUUCUUAUAGAGCUACAUGUUCCUCGAAAGCAUGAGGCCCUCCGGGCACUGGAUAGGGGACAAGCAAAACCACUACGUCAGGCUCGUGUGGUGGUACAAUUUGCCAACCAGGCUCAGCCUAAUAUAACUGAAUACAUUGUUGGUCCUUUGCCUUUCCCAAAUUCUCAUCGGGUCAAGACCUUCAAAGGUGGCCGACCCAUCAACUUUGAGUCCCGACCAAUCACAUCUGUAGAAUAUGAGCAUGUAAAUGCCAUCUUAAACAAAGUCGCAAAGAAAGUGAACAAAAUUCUGUUUGAGAGCACAGGGUUUACAUUUGGAAACUACACCGAUCGAUGCCUAACCUUCACAGACAUAGCUCCACGCGGACUGGAAUCAGGAGAGAGACGAACAUGGAUCAUGCUACAGAAAUUUGUAGAGGGGUACUUCCUUCAUCCUGUGGGUUUUGAGAUUCUUAUCAACCACAAAGACUUGGAUCCAGAGAAAUGGACUGUGGAAAAAGUAUGGUACAAUGAACAAUACUUUGACAGUGUAGAGGAGCUGGUGGAGAAGUAUGAGAUGGGAAUGAUCUCUAAAAUCAAGCUGCCUGAGCAUGAUGAAAAUGAUCUGUUUUCCACCUACAUUCCUCGAGGUCAUAGCAAUACAAACACAAAUAUCUAUGGGCCAAAGCUCGUGGAGCCUCAAGGCACCAGAUACCGGGUAGAUCAAAACUUUGUGGAGUAUGCUGGAUGGUCUUUUGCUUACCGUGUCCGCUCAUCCGCUAGUCUUCAGAUCUUUGACUUGCGCUUCAAUGGUGAGAGAGUUGCCUAUGAGGUCAGCGUGCAAGAAGCCAUUGCCUUAUACGCUGGAGACACACCAGCUGCAAUGCAAACAAAAUUCAUUGAUUCUGGCUGGGCCAUGGGAACCUCUGAUUUUGAGCUUGCACCAGGUAUUGACUGUCCUGAAAUUGCCACUUUUGUGGACUUGUACCAUUUUUAUGAUACAGACAAACCUGUGAGGUAUAAGAAUGCACUAUGUAUUUUUGAGAUGACAACAGGCCUGCCUCUUCGGAGGCACUUCAAUAAUGACUUCCAAGGAGGCUACAAUUUCUUUGGGGGUCUUGAAAACCAUGUUCUCGUGUUAAGAACCACAUCCACUGUUUACAACUACGACUACAUCUGGGACUUUCUGUUCUAUCAGAAUGGAGUAAUGGAGUCUCGAGUUAGUGCCACAGGCUACAUUCAUGCUACAUACUUCACAGAAAAUGGCUUGAAUUACGGAACCAAGGUUUACAACUAUGUUCUUGGAAAUAUACACACACAUCUUGUUCAUUACAAAGUGGAUCUGGAUAUUGCAGGACGUGACAACAGCUUUGAGUCCAUAGAUCUGCAAUAUGUCAACUUCACCAACCCCUGGAGUUCCCAACACACAAUCAAACAAUCCAUCCUCUCCAGGACACAACAUGAAACCGAACGCAGUGCUGCCUUCCGCUUUGGGAAAAAGUUUCCUCGCUAUUUACACUUCUACAACCCAAACCAGAAGAACAAGUGGGGGCAUCAGAGGGGUUAUCGUAUUCAGUUUAACUCCCAUGCCCACAGUGUAUUGCCCCAGGGCUGGAAAGAGGAGAAUGGUAUUCCAUGGUCAAGAUAUCCUUUGGCUGUAACUAGACAUAAGGACAGUGAGCUCACUAGCAGUUGCCUCUAUACCCAGAAUGACCCAUGGCAACCUGUCGUUUCAUUUGAGGACUAUAUCCGCAACAAUGAAACCAUUGUGAAUAAGGAUUUGGUUGCCUGGGUUACUGUGGGUUUCUUACACAUUCCUCAUUCUGAAGACAUUCCCAACACAGCAACUCCAGGAAACUCUGUAGGCUUCUUCCUUCGACCGUUCAACUUUUUCAACGAGGACCCCUCGCUAUCCUCCCUCAACACAAUCAUUGUGCGACCAGAUAAAGAGGGUAAACCAAAAGUGCAGAGAUGGACUCCAGAGACUGUAGGUCACUGUGUCUCAGACAAGCCUUUCCUCUACAAUGGUACAUAUCAUGGAGUCUAGAAUGGUGGUGUAUGAAAGAUUCUAGAAGUGUUAUUCAUAAAGCUUAAGCUAAAUUACAUGAGGGACUGUACACCAUUUUCCAACAUGCAUGCAAAUAUCCAACACGCUUAAAUAUACAAACUUCUAAACUAUAUACGUAAAUAUAUGGAUACAGGUUUGACAAAAUCUUAAUCUCACGAACUAUAAAUGUGUGUACUGCAAACAUGUUUUUGUUUUGAGAAUUGCUUAUAUUAAACUAUAUACAGAUGA